UGUCCGCCCGCAAGCGCCUCGAAGACCGUAAAAAACCCGUUCGCUCCUCCCUAGCAACCACCGGGAAGAGGAGCACUCGGCCCCCACACGGAGCACCGGCCGCAGACGGCUCCUCGUCGAUGGGAGAGGAAACCCCGAGAGUCGCUUGUCAGCGUCGAGUCGAGCGGCUCGGACCCGCCUCCCCAGCCCGAUGUCAGCGCGCUGCUUCCUGCCUCUGCUCCUGGCGCUGUCCGCACAGGCCGACUUCUUCCGCCUCGACAGCAUCUCCAACGUGUCCAGCUACUAUUUCAAUUACAUCUAUUGCAAUAUUUGGGAGGGGGAGUGUCAGCCCAACCAAGACGAUGCUACACAGCAAGUUCCGACCAGAGACCUGUGGUCAGGGAUCCCUCAGGACUACAUCAGCCUGCUGCACCAGUGGUACUGUAGCCUGGGCCAGUGCUGCGAGUCUGGAGACUGCAGGGUAACCAACAACAUCACAGGUCUGGCCAGGGACCUUCAGAUGAAGCUCCACGGGCAGCACCUGGCUCAGUCCGUGGUCCUGAAAGCCACCCAGGGUUUCAUCAACAACCCAGAGUCCAACAAGCCGCUCACGCUCUCCUUCCACGGUUGGUCCGGCACCGGCAAGAACUAUGUGGCCCGCAUCAUCGCGGACAACCUGUAUCGUGACGGGGUGAAGAGCGAGUGUGUCCGGCUGUUCAUCGCCCCCUUCCACUUCCCGCACGCCAGACUGGUGGACACGUACAAGGGCCAGCUGCGAGAAGCCAUCCGGGACAUGGUGUUGCGUUGCCCCCAGACUCUGUUCAUCUUCGACGAGGCCGAGAAGCUUCACCCAGGCCUCAUCGAUGCCAUCAAGCCCUUCAUGGAUCACUACGACAAUGUCGACGGGGUUAGCUACCGCAGAGCCAUCUUCCUCUUCCUCAGUAAUAUUGGUGGGGCAACAAUCAACGAUGUGGCACUGGACUUCUGGCACUCUGGUCAAAAUCGAGAGGACAUUGGAAUGGAAGACCUGGAGCAUCGACUACGAACAGAAACUAUGGAGUCUCAAGGUGGCUUUGCGCAGAGCGAGCUGAUGUCCGGCCACCUCAUCGAUUUCUAUGUGCCCUUCUUGCCUCUGGAGUAUCGCCACGUGAAGCUCUGUGCACGUGACGCCUACGUAGCCCGGGGUCUGGAGACGGACGAAGCCACGCUGGAUGAGGUGGCCAAGGCCAUGCUGUACGUCCCUAAAGAGGAGAGACUGUUCUCAGCCCAGGGAUGCAAGUCCAUACCCCAGAGGAUCAACUUCUUCCUCCCAUAGAGGGAGAGACCGAGCUGGAGGUGUGAGACUACUUAACCAGCCCAUCUGCACACAGAGCCACAGACGAGAUGUCUCUUUUCUGCUCUGAUCUACGUAACCCCCCCCCCCUCACACACACACACAAAGACAGAUACAACAUAUGUAUGUCCAGGUCUCUCAGAAAAGGCCAAACAUCUGGGCAGGUCCAGCACUACGAGAGACCCGCAGCGUGGCUCACCCUGCAGACUCCAGUGCCAUUGCAGGAGACGUCUUUCAAACAUGAUGUCCAGUGUGUGGCUGUUCUCCUUCACCUGCCUUUUUAAUCCUCACGAUGAAGAAGUGAACAGCACAGUAAUAGUGGUUGUGCAGUGUCAAAGUGGAAUAGACACAUUAAAGUUCGAGGUCUUUUUUAACGUCACGUCAUAUGUCAUGUGUUAGUAUUUGCAUGUCAGACAUUGCAGUUUCUUUAUUGACCUAAUUUGUGCCAUAUUUGAACGUGUUACUGUAUCUGAUUAUUUUUGUGGAAUUGUUUGAAUGCACAUUUAGGGGUUCUGUAUGGAGUGUGUAACAGCUGACAAUAACAUCAAUGAUGGACAUUUUACUUGAAAUUGUUACAGGAGUUGACCAGAUCAUUUCCAAAAAAAAGUUAGGUUUUUGUGUGCGCGCAAUUUGAUUUAGGAAUAAUGCUUUUAAUAAUUUAUGUUUGAUCUCAAUGAUUUUAAGAGGGUCUAUAUGAACCUGAACCUGAUAAAUGUUUUAUUAUUAUCAUCACCAUUGCUUAAUAUACAGAAUUUUACUUUGAGGCUUGGUUAAUUUAUUUAUCUCUUACACACACACACACACACAGAGGUAUGAUUUGGUUGGAUUUAGAGGUCACAUCACAAGAAGAAUGUUUGAAAGAAAUGAUGAUGACAUUGUUUAAAAAAAAUAAACAAAUACACUAAAACCCA
This is a messenger RNA of Scophthalmus maximus (turbot), 2223 nucleotides long. RefSeq names its product torsin family 3, member A (gene tor3a). The record is from RefSeq and is a predicted model, not a curated record. Gene Ontology annotation, cellular component: nuclear envelope; endoplasmic reticulum lumen. The transcript is spliced from 6 exons. Bases 191 to 1294 code for a protein of 367 amino acids. NCBI's taxonomy places the organism in Eukaryota, Metazoa, Chordata, Actinopteri, Pleuronectiformes, Scophthalmidae. Gene Ontology annotation, molecular function: ATP binding; ATP hydrolysis activity.